This is a messenger RNA of Marmota monax (woodchuck), 2109 nucleotides long. It is a transcript of the gene Hyls1, whose product is annotated as HYLS1 centriolar and ciliogenesis associated. NCBI's taxonomy places the organism in Eukaryota, Metazoa, Chordata, Mammalia, Rodentia, Sciuridae. Gene Ontology annotation, cellular component: centriole; non-motile cilium. The transcript has 4 exons. Gene Ontology annotation, biological process: cilium assembly. The coding region runs from base 322 to 1263 and encodes 313 amino acids. The record is from RefSeq and is a predicted model, not a curated record.
GGGUUUAAACCUCCAAAGCCAGACGGUUAACGGCUAGGUGGGUGCGUGGGCGGAUAGUACGCGUGCGCGAGACCGGAGCACUAACCGAAAUCUGCGGGGCUCAUCUGGUAGGGCAGCCCGAGGCUGGGCAACUUUCGGACGUCGGUGAGGCGGGUUUUUGUUGUUGUUGUUAACGUGAAUAAUAAUGCCAAUCAAGGUACAUUUGAAAUAAGGUGGCACAAAAUAAGCUAGACUAAUUGAAGAAAUAUUAUCAGUUAUUACAUUUCACAUUGGAAGGACAACCUGAAGACAAGAUUCUAUUGCUUUCAUUAAGCAUUCCUCAUGGCAGAAAAAAGACAGUCCUACAGUGUAGGGGAAGCAAUGGAGGAACUUGUAGGACCAAAUGGACAAAAAUGGGCAAAUAUGGAUCCAGAAGAACGAAUGUUAGCAGCUGCUACCGCAUUUACCCAUAUCUGUGCAGGGCAGGGGGAGGGAGAUGUCAGGAGAGAAGUCCAAUGUAGCCAGUACGAUCCCUACAGUAAAGCUUCAGUAACCCCAGGGAAGCGACCUGCUUUUCCUGUACAACUGCAGUACUCACAGAUAGAAAGUCAUGCCACAUCAGAAACGGUCUCAGAGGCUUCCCAAAGACUCCGAAAGCCAGUAAUGAAGAGAAAGGUGCUUCGUAGAAAGCCAGGAGGAGAAGUAUUAGUGACAGAUGAGUCAAUUAUCAGUGAAUCAGAAUCUGGUGGAGAAACUGAUCUGGAUCUCUGGGACUUAAGACAAAGGUUGAUGAAUCUGCAGUUCCAGGAAGACAGGGAAUCCUCAGUUGAUACUUCACAAAAUGUUAAUCUACCACAUGAGUACCAAGGAAUUUCACAAGAUCAGCUCAUUUGUUAUCUUCAAAGAGAAGAAAUGGGCCCUCCAGCUUAUGAACAAGAUCUGAUUGUUGCCAGCAGACCCAAGUCCUUUAUUCUCCCAAGGCUGGACCAGUUAAACCGAAACCGGGGCAAGAUAGACCGGGUAGCUCGAUAUUUUGAGUACAAAAGAGACUGGGACUUAAUGCGGUUACCUGGUGAAGAUCAUAGGAAGGAGUUACGCUGGGGUGUCCGAGAACACAUGCUUUCCCAAGCAGAACCCCAAUCCAAGCCUCAGCAUGUAUAUGUUCCAAACAAUUACCUAGUACCAACUGAGAAGAAAAGAUCUGCCCUUCGUUGGGGUGUUCGCUGUGACCUUGCAAAUGGUGUCAUGCCCAGGAAGCUUCCCUUCCCUCUUUCUCCUUCUUAAAGUCUUUUUUCUUGUUUCUCCUUUCACAGGAUUGUUUAGGAUAACCUGCUUCUUUGUAUCUCCUUUUAAAUAGAAACGACUUGAAAAGCCCAGAGAACACUGUAUAGAAUAAAAACUUCACCCAUCAUUGGUAGAAAAACCAGGUGGGGAGGUAUAGCUUUAUAUCACAUAGGUAUUAAACAUCACUUAACUUUCAAUUUACCACUCAAGGGCAGCAAUUGCAUGAGAAUAUCAAUGCUAGAGAAAGAAAACCUACCUUUUCUUUGUAUUUUGUCAAUUUAGUAAGCACCAAUUUCUGUUCAAUAACCUUUUUACCUUGAGGCAGUGUGGAUUGCUGUGUUCUAAUGUGUUUUUAAAGUUGGUGGGCAUUAAGCUUAUCAAAGAAUUUUGGAAAUUCAUGAGCUUGAACCUUAUGAAGUAUUCCCAAGUAAGACCCUAGACCUUACUCACCAUCUAAAUAAAAGCCAAAAAAAUAAAAGAAACUUGCCUUUAUAGUCCUAAAGGACGGGAGACGGGUAAUGGCAUAGAUAACCCCAUUAUUAAAUUCUAGUAAAUACAGGUACUUUUAAAUAGAUGCCCUAAAACAGUUAUUAUGACACAGUAUCCUAACCCAAGUUUUCAGGAAUUAUUUCAAUUAGAUAUUGUUCUGGAAUACCAUGCUUUUUAUAAUUUUUAUAAAAAUUUUAUGUUUUAUAAUUUUUUAAUUUUCUUUGGAAUUAUGCCUGUCAUUUGAAGACUAUUUCUACUCUCAAUAGAACUUCAAAGUAUACCUGGAAUCAGAUUUAAAUAUCAAAGUGAAUCUGGACUGUUUUGAGUUCAGAUCAAAUAAAAAUUGUGCUCAUCUUA